This is a messenger RNA of Fusarium keratoplasticum, 582 nucleotides long. RefSeq lists its product as uncharacterized. The transcript has 2 exons. NCBI's taxonomy places the organism in Eukaryota, Fungi, Ascomycota, Sordariomycetes, Hypocreales, Nectriaceae. The coding region runs from base 220 to 582 and encodes 120 amino acids. The record is from RefSeq and is a predicted model, not a curated record.
GCACCAAGAACGAAACUCGAAUCGUCAAGGCCUCGCCCGUCGCGGCGACGCUGUCCACCUGCAAAGUACCAGCUUCAACGCCAUAUAUCUACCCCAAAAAAUUAUCGACUCGACUCCCAAGUGCUCGUAUCGCACAGAGCUAGCCCCCCUCUCUCUCCGCCCAGAUCCGAAAACCGCACUCACCGCAUCGACGCUUCGCGACAGAUCGCGCCGGUAGAUAUGGGCAACUGCUGUGGAAAAUCAGAGUCGGAGGCCUUUCAACAGCCCGGCCGCGUCCUGGGCUCCGCGCCUCCCCCAGCCUCAGGGACAGCACCGGUUCCGACAACAGUGGGAGGUCCGCCACGGACUCUGGGAGGUGCAGCGCCGGCAGAGGCAUCGGGCGACGCCGACGACGCGAGGAGGAGAGCUGCCGAAGCCGCAGAGGCUCGAGCAAAGGCAUUCGCGAAACCAGGCGGGAAACUGCAGACACAGCUAGCGGCGCAGAAGAAGCAGACACGCUCCGACACGCUCAAAGAUGCUAGCCAGGAGCAGCUGCGCGCCCGCGACGCCGACGAAGCAGCCGAAGCCCGCAACUGGGCGUGA